Messenger RNA from Prosopis cineraria, 1459 nucleotides. RefSeq lists its product as uncharacterized. NCBI's taxonomy places the organism in Eukaryota, Viridiplantae, Streptophyta, Magnoliopsida, Fabales, Fabaceae. The transcript has 7 exons. Gene Ontology annotation, cellular component: nucleolus; exosome (RNase complex). Gene Ontology annotation, biological process: regulation of gene expression; maturation of 5.8S rRNA. Gene Ontology annotation, molecular function: RNA binding; DNA binding. The coding region runs from base 282 to 938 and encodes 218 amino acids. The record is from RefSeq and is a predicted model, not a curated record.
CGUACCUGAAGAUUACAUACUAAACCAACCCCUAAACCUCACCUCCCCUCAGGAAGUAUUCUUCGACGGGGGGACGAAAACAGCGCGAGAAGGGAACAGGCAACAAUUUUGCGUCACUGAGGUUCUGUUCAAAUCUUGAAAGCCCUAGCCGUACUCAUACAGAGGAGAGGCCUCAGCAACUGUUUCUAUUUUCUUUCUCUGCCCUACAAUUUAUGUGCUUUCGUAUCUCUCCUCUUCAGUGAGUGUGCCUCUCUGACUCUUUUAACACCCAUAACGAGACAAUGAAAGGAGUUGCAAGGGACGGCGGUGCUGUGCCAGAAUCAGUUAUGGAUGCAGUAAACCAGACUUUGACCAACGUAGAAGAGGUUCAGUCUCACUUGCACGAGUUUUUUGUCUCUUCAGACCCUGAAGUUCUCUCCCAAAUGCCCACUCUUCAAAGGGCUCAAUCCCUGUUCUUGCUCGCCAAAAUCACUUCAACCCUGUAUACUUUGAAGUUGAGAUGUAGUGGGGUUCACCCAGAUGAUCACCCUGUCAAGUCGGAUCUCAGAGAUCUGAAUAGAAGAAAGAAUAAUGUGCAUGGACAGACUAAGCUUGUACCAAGACAAACUAAAUCGAAUGAAGAUUUGAGUAAAGAACCACUACGACCUUCUACUACCUUGAAUUAUCAGGCAGCUACCCGUUUUAUUGAGCACUCACUGCCCGAUCUUACUCCAGAGCAGAGGCAAAAUAUGAGGAGUUUAAGUAGAGGGGAGAGGCCAAAGAUGAAUAAUCAGGAGAGGAGUGGUCAAAAGAGGAAGUAUCAAUCUUCUGAAAAACAGUCUGUUCAAGCUGCUGCCAAAGAGUUUCUUGAGAAAGCAGCCCGGGAGAUUCUUGGUAACAAUGCUAGCGGUAUUAAGGGACCAAUACCAAUAGACAUUUCAGAUGAAGACGAUCAAUAACUGUGAACUGAUUCUCUUGAAUUCUGUUUCAGCGAAUGAAAUGAAGCUGUGCUGGCAACCAUUCUUAUCCAACUCACUGGGGGCAAUAUUGAGGUGGCCUUGUUGGUUUCCUUGCUUUUGGAUCUCUAUCUAUGGGAGAUGCAGACUGUCAAUGGCUGUCAACGGCGUCUUAUUUCUGAUAAGUAGCAGGAGAAAGAAGGGCGUGUUGAUAUGUUUUCACAAGUAUACUAUCCAAAAUGCGCGGUGGCUAGGGAGGAGGCAUGCAUUGUUUAAAUCUUUCUGUAGUUGUCUGUGUUAGAUUUUAAUCUUAAAUUAUGCAUGAGAGCUAUGCUUACAUAUGACUGGGUUGCUACUCUGCUGUGCUGUUUUAGUAUGUAAAACUAUUUAUGUGCUUCUAUUUUAGAUGACCAUGUUGAUGCUUGGUUUUCGUCUGUGGUUAAAUUAUCUCUAAACCAUAAACCAAGCAUGCACAGUCAUCUGACGUUUUGGUUGGAAAAUGGUGGAGGCCAACUUCUUUCAAA